CCAGUCGUGGCAGAGGAAGAGGAAUUACGAGCGACUUACAACAGCAGCAACAACAGCCACAACAACAACGUUCUGGAAUGAUUCCAAUUUUUUCGACGGCCACUUAUCCUCGUGGUGGAAAUAUUCCAAGAGGAAGGCCUCGUGGAGGAAGAGCGAUGGCUGGAAUUGGUGGAGGAAUCAUGCGAGGAAGAAUAAAUAUUCGCCAGCCAGUGAAUUAUUUUGCUUCUCCACCAGCACGACAAUUAACUAAUGGUAGUAUUUACUCAUUGCAGUCUGGUGGUGGUACUACUGUUGGAAGUGGAUCUGUUGCCAGUAGUGAUGUACCAGUUUCUCGUCCAGGACAACAACCUCCGGUUGUUAGAGUUUUAAGACCAAUGGGCAUGACUUCCAAUUUUCAAGCACUUCGUCCAUCUUCUAUGACUAUGGGAUCUGCACAAUCACAACAACUUGCAGAAACAAAUUUUACUGUUAACAGAGAGUUGGAAAAUUAUCGUGGUCGUGUUGUGGCUGGAACUUCAGUGGAUGAAUUUAAUGAUAUUAUUGACCAUAUGCUGGCUGAAUAUCAACGUAUUGUUGACGAUCGUUCACGUCUUAUUACCAGUCAUCGAGAAUAUGUCAACCAUUUGAAACAGACAAAUCAAGCAGCAUUGGAAAUGAAGGAUAACAAGAUUCGUCAGUUGGAACUGUCAGUUGAACAAUUACAACAGAAAGUUAUGGUUGGUGUUAAACAAGAACAAUUACGUCUUGUCAAGCAAGGGACAGUUCCUGGCGCUGAUACUCAAGAUUGUGGUGGAAAUACUGCACAACAACAACAACACCAAGAAGAUUCUGCUUCACCACAACAAUUACACCGAAUGGAUAUUGUUAAUAGAAAUCAAGAUGUAGUUGAUGAUGAGGAUAAACCACAACAAUUGCAGCAUAUGGAUGAAGGUGGGGUUAUUGGUGAUUCUAAUAAUAAUAAUGAGGGUGGACAACAACACCACCAACAAAGUUAUUGGCCAUCAUCUGGUGGUGGUCAACAACAACAACGUAUUCGAAUUUUAGGCAUUAGCGGAAGUACAACUACUAGUAGCGGUGGGGAUCGUAGUAUACCGCAACUUCAUCCAAAUGCACCAUAUUUUGAUGAUGAAAUGGAUGAUGAUGAAGAGGAGUUUGACGAUGAACAUGACAGUGGUGAAAUGGAUGAUGAACUUGGGGCACAAGUGACGAUUUAAAAGUAUAAUACUAGCUUUGAAUACUUUAAAUAUAAAAGGCGUUUUGAUGGAUGUAUUAUUGCAUGUCUUUGGAAGAAUUUUGAAUUUUAGUAUUUUGAAAUAUUUU
Messenger RNA from Meloidogyne enterolobii, 1320 nucleotides. Lineage: Eukaryota; Metazoa; Nematoda; Chromadorea; Rhabditida; Meloidogynidae. The record is from the annotation of a GenBank genome assembly.